Ricinus communis (castor bean) is the source of this 1819-nucleotide messenger RNA. Its product is annotated as UDP-glycosyltransferase 91A1. Gene Ontology annotation, molecular function: UDP-glycosyltransferase activity. The transcript has a single exon. Bases 179 to 1594 code for a protein of 471 amino acids. The record is from RefSeq and is a predicted model, not a curated record. Lineage: Eukaryota; Viridiplantae; Streptophyta; Magnoliopsida; Malpighiales; Euphorbiaceae.
AAUUUUCGAAAUAUUCUUGAUCCGUCAGAAACAUAUUAUAAGAUAACGUAAUCAUAUAUCAAUCUCUUCUAUUAUAGAAUUCUUUAUUUAACAGGGUAGGAGCCCAUGAAUAAUUAAUCAAAGUCCCUAGUUUCUUGCUUCUGAUCAUAUCACAAAAUUACUCUAAAUUUUCACAUCCAUGGCCGACCAUUCAGAGCUUCACAUUGUAAUGUUCCCAUGGCUAGCUUUUGGUCACAUGAUCCCUUACUUGGAGUUGGCCAAGCACAUAGCUCAAAAGGGUCACAAAGUCUCCUUCGUUUCCUCUCCUAGAAACAUCGAUCGCCUUCCUAAACUCCCUCCAAAUUUAUCCCCUUACAUAAAAUUUGUAAAGCUUAGAUUGCCUCACGUCGCUGGGCUCCCCCAAGAUGCCGAGGCGACCACUGAUGUCCCAUACGAUAAAGUGCAAUACCUGAAAAAGGCCUAUGACGGCCUCAAAGAACCGUUAACCAAAUUCCUUGAAACUUCAGAUCCUCAUUGGCUCCUUUACGAUUUUGCUCCUUAUUGGCUACCUGAUGUAGCUAAAAACCUUGGCAUUUCUAAUGCUUUCUUUAGUAUAUUCCUAGCAGCGUCGCUGAGUUUCGUGAAGCCGCACUCCUGGAUUGAAUAUCGCUCAAAACCUGAAGAUUUUACAGUCCCGCCUAAGUGGGUUUCUUUCCCUAGUAAGGUAACUUUUCGUCUACAUGAGAUCUUGAGAAUCUUUGAUGUCGUAACAGGUGAUGAAUCUGAUGUUUCCGACAUCUACCGUAUGGAAGAAGUGGUCAAAGGCUGUGAUGUAGUUGUCGUUAGAAGCUGCGUGGAGUUCGAACCAGAAUGGUUACACCUGCUAGAAGAGAAUCAUGGCAAGCCAAGCAUACCUGUUGGCAUGCUUGCCACUACAGAAUAUAAUAGUGAAGAUGAGGAACCUGAGGCAUGGAGGUCAAUCAAAGAGUGGCUAGACAAACAAGAGAAAGGGUCUGUAGUGUAUGUAGCUUUUGGUAGCGAGGCAAAACCAACUCAAGUUGAGCUAAAUGAGAUAGCUUUUGGGUUAGAGUUCUCAGGGUUGCCAUUCUUUUGGGUGCUGAAAAAGCGUAGAGGAAUAGCCGAUACUGAAGUAAUCGAGUUGCCUGAUGGAUUCGAGGAAAGGACCAAAGAGCGUGGCAUGGUGUGCACUAGUUGGGCCCCUCAGCUCAAGAUCUUAGCUCAUGGCUCGAUUGGUGGGUUCUUGACUCACUCGGGAUGGAGUUCAGUUGUGGAGGCAAUUCAAUAUGAGAGGGCUCUUAUACUAUUAACAUUCUUGGCUGACCAGAGCUUCAAUGCUAGGCUUUUGGAGGAGAAGAAAAUGGGAUAUCCGAUACCAAGAAAUGAGAUUGACGGAUCUUUCAAUAGGGAUUCAGUAGCCGAGUCACUGAGAUUGGUAAUGGUUAAAGAGGAGGGCAAUAUUUACAGAGAGAAGGUUAAAGAGAUGAAGGGUUUAUUUGCAGACAGGGAAAAACAAGGUAGCUACGUUGACAAUUUUCUAGAUUAUCUUCACAGCCAUGCCCGUUCCAAGAAGAAUCCUAAUCAAGGAGUAAAUUAAAUUAUGUAAUGGAUUGAAUAAACAAUUUUAAACUGUAGUGAUGCAUGUGACUCCGAUCUUUCCGGUUGACUCGAUUGCAUGCUAUUAAUGUUUUUGGGCCUGUUGAAUGGAAUUUCCUGGGUGAAAGGCAGUGGCUCCUUUAAAUUCCUUUUCUCGAAGUCGACUGUUUGUAUUUUUUCUUAAAAAUAAAAACAUAACACCAAUAAUUACUUUCUUUUAUAUUAA